AUGAAGGCAUCUUGGGCAGCCAUUGGCGCUUUGUUGUCUUUCGUUCACCAAAGUUCUGCCAAUCUUGAUUUCAUCACUCUUCCUGCGCCAGGUAACUCGUGGAUCCAGGAAGCUGUCGCUACACUUGUCCUUGGCGACGUUCCCAGCAACAACCAGGGUGAUGUUGCCUUGUGGAGUGCGAUCAUGAUGGACAAGCAGGAUUUUCUUCAGGGAGUCACUCAAAACUCCGCCAACAGCCCGUGGUGUCAGAACCUGGGACAGAAUUGGUGUAACUUCGCCUAUACUCUGGUAGGCUCGUCAACAGUCACCAACGGUACGCCAGUGAAGGCAAAACGCGGAGAUCGCGUCAGAACUCAUUACAAGCUCAACUCGCAAACCCAGCUGUGGGACCAGGACCUUUACGUCAACGACAAGCUGGCUUCCCACGUCUCGACCAGCAAGGGCCAGCACGGAAGGAUCUUCUACGUCUCGAUCGAGUGCGCAUCUGGGUCUUGCCCCAUGACUCCGGCUCAUAGCUGGGAGAACAUCUCCGUUACCUUGAACAAAGCGGACCAGUCGUUCAAGCACGCCGGCGCAUGGGCGCACGGUGCUACAGGUGGAGCAAUGUCGACGACAGAUGGUGGAAAGACAUGGAACUUCUCCAAGUUGAACAUCCCAGCCAUAGUUGCUGCAUAA
This is a messenger RNA of Ascochyta rabiei, 675 nucleotides long. RefSeq lists its product as uncharacterized. Bases 1 to 675 code for a protein of 224 amino acids. Lineage: Eukaryota; Fungi; Ascomycota; Dothideomycetes; Pleosporales; Didymellaceae. The transcript is spliced from 4 exons. The record is from RefSeq and is a predicted model, not a curated record.